Messenger RNA from Brienomyrus brachyistius, 1695 nucleotides. It is a transcript of the gene fuz, whose product is annotated as fuzzy planar cell polarity protein. The transcript has 2 exons. Bases 403 to 1656 code for a protein of 417 amino acids. Lineage: Eukaryota; Metazoa; Chordata; Actinopteri; Osteoglossiformes; Mormyridae. The record is from RefSeq and is a predicted model, not a curated record. Gene Ontology annotation, biological process: non-motile cilium assembly; vesicle-mediated transport.
GUUAUGGAAACGCGGCAGGAAGCGGAAAGGUCGGGAAUCUACAGGCUGGUACUUCGGUUUACAACGAGUUUAUGUGCUGAAGUAAUUAAAAUAUAUCAGGAACUCUCGUGGACGGGUUAAACGAUGAACCCAAUAAAUUAAUCCGUAGAUAGAUAGCAAAGCUAGCAGUCUGUCACCGAAUAGCAAAAUGCAGCGGAAUUCACUUAUGCAGCCGGAUUAACUGGUGUACUGAAGGGUCUUACACCCUGGAUUUACUUUGAAUUUUCAGAGAUACUGAUUUUUAUUUUACAAGUGGAACUGGAUAUGCCUCUAUGUCCUAGAAUUUCGCAUGUUUUUACACGCAAGCAAGCUUUAACAGGUCCUAAGUGACAGGAAAACAGCCGAUGCGUUCACAGAUACACCAUGCUGCAGUCCGGCGCAGUGCAGCUCCUGUGCCUCACGGCGAGCAGCGGCGUGCCGCUCUUCUGUCGCGGCGCAUCCAAGCAACUUCCCUUCUCAGUCAUCGGCUCCCUGAACGGGGUGCAUAUGUUUGCUGCGGGCCAGGGCGUCCAGCUUUUUAACUGUGAGACGGACCGUGGUGGCCGAGUGCUAUGGAAAGUUUUCCACGACAGCGUGAUGCUGAUCGCUGUCACUGGCCAGCACAGCGAUAACUGCGGCGACCUGCAGCUGCGCCGCCUGCUGGAUAACGUGUGGAACUGUAUGGUACUCGUGCUGGGCCUGGACGAGCUUACUAACGUGCGUAACGUGGAGCGCCUAAAGCGGGAACUGCGCUCCUGCUACCAGCUCAUCGACACUUUCCUUGACGUUGGCAAAGACUGGAUGGGGGACCUGACGCACUGUGUCGAGUGUCUGCUGCCCGCACAGCCUGCAAUGCUGCAGGAUACCCUGAAUGCCUUUGCCCAAGCUGCAGAGAGUGAGUUUGGCUGCUUGCUGGUCCAUGGCAAGAUGGUGGUAGCUACUGAUAAGUGGUGGCGCCUCGCGCCUCAGGAGGUGGUGCUUUUGGCAGCUCUGGUGCGGACGCUGGGAGGCUCAGCAUGCCGUGACUGCCCCAUCUUCCUGCCUCAGGGCAGCCCCACGGUGCCCCACCGCCUGCUGUGCUUCCAGCUGCUUCCAGGAGUGAACGUGUGCAUGCUGUGCGGACCCACGCCGACACUGCAGAGCGUUGAGGGUGAACUGGUGGUGCGUUUCUGGCACCCCCUGGUGGACAUGCUCCAUGGUUGCCAGGCCCUGCACCAGCGCUGCUUCCCUGGCUCUGUGGGCUUCCAUAGGGACAUGCUGGCGCUGUUGUUCAUUAACCGGGAGUCCAGUCGGGCCAUCUCUUCUGUCCACCCUGCCCCCUCUGGCCCAGAUGCCCCCUCCCCCAUACGCCGCUGGGAGCUGCUGCGCCUCUUCUUCACGUUUGCCUCCACGCGCUAUUUCAGCCCGACGGAAGCGCCGCAGAAAGGGGAGCAGACUCCCUCCCAGGAGGAGUUUGCUCUUGGCUUCUCUGAUCAGCCCCAGCAGUGUUACCUGGUGACUGACGAGUGCAAAUUCUUCGCUCUACAGACAGCACAGCACCAGCUCUACAUCCUGACAGCUGCUUCCGUGCCGACCUUUGCCCUCCGACCCCUGGCCACGCGCACACUCUCCGCACUUACUGACUCCACUGGUUUCUAAAAAGCACUGUUGUGGCCAUUAAAGAUACACUUAAAACAU